Molecule: messenger RNA, 7206 nt
Organism: Effrenium voratum
Lineage: Eukaryota; Dinophyceae; Suessiales; Symbiodiniaceae
Source: the annotation of a GenBank genome assembly
CAGCACUUCCUGAGCUGCCAUGGUCACUGCUGCCGUGGAGCACGUCCUGGUGAGGUUUCUGCAGCCAUAUGUGGAUGGCAUUGACAGCAAUGACUUGCGGCUCUCCCUCUGGAGCGGAAAGCUGGAGCUGAAAGAUGUCAAGGUCAAGGAGGAUGUGCUGGGCCUCCUAGGUGUGGAAGGUGUGCGCGUGCCCAAUGGCCGUGUCCGGCGAAUCUGCAUCACGCUUCCCAGCAAGACCCGGCUUCUGUCGGGGAAGAUCAGCGUGGAAGUGGAGGGCGUCCAGAUUCAGGCGGAGCACAUCAGUGAAAGCCUCGAUGAUGAAGCGCUGAGGAAUGUGCGGCGCACCAAGCAGCAGGCAGUAGAGCUGCGCAUGACCCAGCUACGAGACAUGUACAAGCGGAAGGAGCAGGCGCAGGAAGCCUACGAACAAGCCGAACCAGGCUUUGGUAUGAGGUUCGCCCGUCGACUGAUCAACAACUUAAGCUUGAAGCUGUCCUCGGUGUCGGCAGCCUUCAGCAGCCGCGACCCCGCAGUAGCCGCCAGCGCCGCCAUGGACUCUCUGGAGGUCCAGUCCUGUGACGUCUUCUUCCGGAAACUUCCGAGCAAUGAGGUGGUCGAGUCACAGGGCACGUCGCUGUACAAAAUCCUGAGCUUCGACGGUCUCAGCCUGUCUUAUGGGCUCACUAUGCAGGCCCUCUCAAAAGUAGUGAGCCCGGUGCGUGCUGAGCUGAAGGUGGGCCAUGUGCCAGACAACGGCCUGCUGCGGCUGGAGGUGGAUCUCGCCAUCGACAAGGUCACUGAGAUCCAACUGAAGCGCUCACAGCUCGUAGGAGUGAAGGCGCUGAACGCAUCGCUGAAAGACAAGUGGGAUCGCUUGCGCGGCAUGCUGGUAGAACCACAGGUCGAGGCCCAGCUAAUGGCAGCUGUGGACAAGUCUCAGGAGAGAUACUUCAACCUCUUUAGGCAGCAAUGCCUCUCCAAUAUCGACAAGAAUGAGGCCAAAGUGGUGCAGGCGCUGGACCAGACAGGCUUGAAUUACCGUCCCCUCUCUUCAGCAGAGGAGAAGGAGCUUGAGACGCUGGAAAUCGUCCUGCCCUUCCAACUGCUAGCAACAGAGAGGUGCCGGGCCGAGGACUUCAUCACUGAGCUAGUGAAGAAGGCUACCCCCCAGGCCAAGGCAGGCUGGUUCAGCCGCACCUUCUUCGGGAAACAGGAGGAGGAGAGCUCCCUGGACAAACUCAGCGCGGAGGAGCUGCUCAAGGAGCUCCACUCCGCCGCGGAUGUGGAGGUGGUCGAGCCACCCCAGAAGAUGAACAUCAUGCUUCAGGGCGGUCAGGCCCUCCUGGAUGUGGAGGACGACACUCGUGGUGGCAGCUCGCUCCAGCUGCUGAAGUUGGACCUGAAUACCACUUCCCUUGCUGUGAAUGUGGCCUCCGCCACGGACCACCGGGGGCAGAGCUCCGCGGACUUCGGGCUGUUCCUAAACCUGGGCUCGGUGACCGUCUCCCAUCAGCAGAAGCCUUUCCUAAAGCCAAAGGUGGGUGUGGACAACGUGCAGGCGCUGGACCUGCGGCUGGAGAACAAGUUGGAGUCCACGCAGAACCUCAUGGUGCUGAGUUUGACCUUCGCCCCCAUGGAGAUCUUCAUGAUUCCAGGGCUGGUAGCCUCGAUUCUGGGCUUCUUGCCGGGCGUAGCAGAGGUGGAGAAAGCCGCGAACAUCAAAGAUCACAAAAAGCAGCAGCUGGAGCUGAUCCUGGAGGACUCCGAAGCUGACACGGGGCCGACCCGUGCUGAGCGGCUGAGGAGCGUGCUGGACGCCAACGCGGAGCGCGCCAAGGAGCUGGCGCUGGAGGUCUACAACCGGAUCCCCGACAAGAUCAGCAUCGACAUUCGGCUCUUUGCGCCUACGGUGCACGUCCCUGUGGCUUCGGUUGGGAAGGCAGUCAUAACGCUUGGGCAGCUCGUGGUUGCCACGCCGGAGCCGUGCUUGUUUGACAGAUUGAGCUUCAACAUCGACUUGAACCACACGCAAGUGUGCACGGUUUCGAAGCAGGGUGAAUCCUUCGACGUGGUGGAACCUCUUCCGAUCAAUAUCACCUUCAAGUACAUAGAGGAGAAGACUAACUUGCUCGUGGCCGUAGCAGUGAAGGUGGGCCACCUGAGUCUGUCAGCGUCCCCGGAGGCGGUGAACUUGCUGAUGGGCCUGCCGCAGGCGAUGGUGUCCAUGGUGACGAUGCCCGAGGGAAGUGAGGCAAAGCCAUCGCCUCCGCAGCCGGUUCACGAGAAGGUGCCUCUGUUGUUGGAAAAGAUCGAUGCCGCAGGUCGGAAGAGCAUCGCGGCCGAUGUCCUGGGUGAAGACUUCGCAGCUUUGCAGAGGGCCAAGGAGCUCCAGAAGAAGUCCAUGCGCACCACUGUGGCGGUGGAGUUCGAGGACGCCACCUUCGCGCUGUCGGACUCCAUCAUGCCGCUGCUGCGCCUGAGGUUGGAGUCCAUGCCCCCGGGCCUGCAGCUGUCGGUGGAGUCGGGCAACGUGAGCCUGACCCUGCAAGAGGCCAGCCUGGGCAUCGAGGUGCUGAAUCCCAGGCACGGUGACUGGGAGCCCUUCCUGGAGCGCUUCGACUUCGGCGCCUCCCUGUCUGUGGCGGAGUCCGUCCGGCUCUCGGUGCACGCGCUGGGCCCGUUGCUGGUGAACUUGGUGCCCACGCCCACGCGCCAAAUCCUGGAGCUGCUGCCGCUGCUGCUGAAGAGCCUCAGGCCGCCGGCCUUGGACGGCUCCGAUCAGCCGCUCGAGGAUGCGAUCACCUCGGGCCCCAAGAUUCGGGUGGUGAGCUUGUGGGGUGGCCACCUGGAGGUGAUCUGCACCUGCCGAGAUGGGAAGCCGUCCACGGUGAAAGUGGCGCCCACGGGCUCCCAGUGGCUGGCUCUGGACGAGCACACCUCGGUGCUGGCGCUGAAGCACUUUCGCGUUCGUGUGCCUGGCUCUGACACUAUGUCGGAUCCUCUGUGGUUCGAGCAGAAUGCUGCAGUGGCGGUUCCAGAUUGCGCAGGCGAGGUGGUGGCACAGCUGCUGACGCCUCAGCCGGACCAUCGGCUGCUGCUGCUGGCGCCCGCGCUGCGGAUCCACAACGCCACGGACGUCCCACUGGCCAUUCGCUUUCACGAGGACAGCCGGGCCACAGUGGUGCCGCAGCUGGAGGCGGCCACCUGCGAUGCGGCCCUGCUGGGUGUGAGCCCUGAGCUGGCAGUGACAUCGCAUGGCGAGAAGUUGAGCAGCCCCGACAGUGAGUUCGUGUGCCUCCCGCCAAAUAGCAUUUGUGCAGUGCCGCCUGCUGCCACCAAAGCCGAGCUUGGUGCGACGAUUCUCAGCCUGCGGCCCCUCACUCACAGCGACUUCAGCCCUCCCAGCCUUGUCGGCCGCAAGCCGGUGGAGGGCGUUCCCUGCAAAGGAGGCAAGUCGGAGAGCGCGAUGCACUUCAUGGUGGUCCCGGAGACCGACGCAGGCGUAGCUGGAAGCUCCGGGAAGGUGAAGCACCUGUGCAUCCGGCCCACGGUGUCCUUGAUGAAUGCGCUGCCAAUCGGCAGACUAGGCCUGGACUUGGGGCCGGCCUCGCUGGAGCUGCCGGCGCUGCAGCGGAAGAACUUCUACGGGCUCUCCGUGGAGCAGCUCCGCGGUGGCUUGCAGUUGGGCUGUCGGUUGACCCCAGAGGCACCAUGGAGUGCGAAGGUGGCUUUGGAGGGCAGCGACGUGGUUGAGCGCGACAGCAGUGUGCAAGGAGAUGAGGCCAAGGUCCUGGAGGUGCGGGAGAAGUCGGCCGGCGCCCCGGCGGCGGUGGAGUUGGAGUGCCUGGGCUACGGCCGGAUUCGUUUCAGCUGCCCAUAUUGGCUGUUGGACCGCAGCGGCCUGAAGGAGCAGGGCCUGGGGAAGCUCGAGGUGCACGUGGGUGGCGCCAAGCUCCCAAGCCAGGAUGGUGUGACACUGCUUCAUGCCGACUGCUUCGAGAACUCCUGCGAGCUCGUGCUGCGUUCUGAGCGUGGCAGCUUGCCCAAGCACUCCAUGAAGCUGCCACCGAACUUCGAGACCUUUAUUUGGCGCACGCCGUCUGGAUGCUUGGCGUUGAACCUCAACAUCGGCAGAGUCAAGAGCACCAGCGUGCACGGCGCGACGUCCAUGGAGUUCACGUUGAUGCCGCGGCUGGUGUUGACCAAUACCUCGGAUGAGGAGUUGGAGCUAGAGACGCCUGAAAGGAGGAAUCUGAAGCUCCUGGCGCGGGAGUCCCGGGUGUUGCACUGGGACGUGCCGGCCAAGACGGAGGGCAUCGACAUCCUCGCGACAACUUUCCGCUUCCGCCCGGGCGGCGGGGACUUCUCGGGGGCGGUGCUGUGCAGCGACGGGUCCGCGGGCUCCACGCCCUUCGUGCUGCGGCGGAACGGCGCCGUGGAGGUGUGGAGUGUGGAUGUGGCGCCCUUGUACGGCAAGAUGGGCGUCUCCAUUCGGGCUGGCUCGGACUUCGUGGCUCGCAACAAGGCUGAGGGUGAGGUCAGGAUGCAGCUCCAGGCAGUGGCAGAUGAUGGCAAGGAGGAGGAUGUGAUUCAGGUCAAGCCAGGCGGCGAGCCGGUGCCCAUUGGGUGGUGCAGGCCCUUUGCUGGCAAGCGGUGCCGAGCAGUGAAGGUCACGGUGGGCGCGGAGAGCAUCAAUAUCCCGGAUCUGCAGCGCUCGGCGGUGUGGCCACUUCAGCCAGUGAAGAUGCCAGGCGGGAAGGCACGAAAGGGCCUGGUGCUGCGGGUGGCGCGGAGCGGCACCACCACGGAGCUGGCGCUGGAGGAAACCGCGGAACGGGACCCGGCCACAGGGUCGCAGGCGUUCCAGGCGUCCUUGGAGCUCAACGUCAAGCUCGGCCGCGCUGGCAUCUCCUUGAUCGACGAGGGCCCCCCGAAGCCCAGGGAGCUCUUCUUCUUCUCCUUGGACAUGCUGCGCUUGGAGUAUUUGCAGGAUGCAGCGAGGGAUGCUGAGAAGAUAACCAUGUCCAUCUCCGAGGUGCAGGCCAUUUGCCAACUCCCUGGGCGGAGCGACGGCAAGGACAAGGUGAACAUGCUCGACCUAAACCGCCUGCAGCACUUGCCCAACGCCUUGCUCCAGAACCAGGAGCUGCCAGCGGUGGUGCUGGCCAACCAUUCCGCAGGAGGCAAGUCCUUCCUGCAGUUUCACAUGAUCCGGCAAGCCACUUCCUCAAGGGACCUCUGCGUCUCCUCCUCUCAGCUGGAUGUGGACAAGUUGGACUUCACGCUGGACGAGAUGUGGCUCACACCCCUGAAGCAAUGGCUUUCAGAUCUCGGAGGAGGAGGCUUGGAUGUCUUCGGCAGCACUGCCGAAGAUUUGCUGAGCACAGCCGGCAAGCCAAUCACGGAUGGCUAUGUUGCUCCUGACGUACCAGCUGUGGUGCAAGCAGAGCAGGUGAAGAUCGGCGGCUUGGACACCACAGUGUGGUGCUCAUUGCGGCUGAAGUACCUUGACUUCCUUCCCGUCUAUGUCCGAGCAGCCCUGAAAGUCUUGUCCUUCAGCAGCUUCUUCACCCUGGACGGGGUGAGCCUGGUGCUGCCAGCCAGGCAGCUGGAGCCGCACCGCGGCUCGCUGCAGGACUACGCCACGACCAUUGGCAGCCAGUACGCCUACUCCGUGUUGGACCAUAUUGCCUCCCUGCUGGGCAAAAGCUCCCUGCUGAAUCUCCCCAAGGCACCGCUGAAGCUGGGUGGCGCUGCGGUGGCCCUGGUGGGGGACAACUUGAAGGGGGUCACCGACGGCGCCGUGUCCAUGCUGAGGAACCUCACGUUGGACGACGAGUACAUUGCGAGGAAAAACCGUGCCCCCAAGGGCCCCAUCCAGGGCGCCGGCCAGGGCUUCUCCGCUGCGGGCAAGUCGCUGUGGGAAGGAGUCGAGGGCAUGUUGGACGUGGUGAACAAGCCCAUGGAAGGAGCCAAGAAGGAUGGCUUGUGGGGCUUCGCAACAGGCCUCACCAAGGGCGCAAUGGGCACCAUCGUGAAGCCGGUGGCGGCCAUCGGUACUGCCAUCGGUGAGGUGGGCUCAGGUCUUGCCUCGACCACCAACCAGCUCAACGAAAAUGAGGCUAUUCAGCGGCGCCGCGCCACACGGAGGCUGCGCCUGCCGCGGCUGCUCUUCGGCGAGCUGGGUGAAGUGCGGCCCUACAUGAACAUUGAUGCGCUGCUGCUGCAGAGGUACGGGGAGAGCCUGAGCGGGGUGUGCGAGGUUGUGUCGCUGGAGCCAGGUGGAGAUGGUAAGGCCAAAUCAGUGCUACUCCUCUUCUCUGACAAGUUGGCGGUGGCUUCGGCUUCUGCUGAGGCACCGGAAGCGCCCUCGCGACUGGAGCGAGGCUUCCCGCCGCUGAAGAGCAACAAGCAGGGCGCCCCGCUGCGGGGCCUUCACUUUUCCGAGCUGCGCGAGGUGUCCCAAGAAGGUACGGCGCUGAACUUGCACACCAUCCAGGGCCAGAAGUAUCCCCUGGAGCUAAAGCAGGCGUGGCUGCCGGAGGGGGCGGUGCAGGCGCUGGUGGAGGGCCUCUCCGCCGGGGCCAGGCACAAGCGCCUGGAGGCUCAUCGCACCUGGGCGGAUCUGCGCUCGAUUCUGCGCGGCGAAGCGCAUGCUGCCCGCAAGCGCGACAUGCGCAUGGUGGCGGAAACGGGUCUGAAGAUGCACCCUUCAGAGGACAUGCUGAAGGACCGUGGGGCCGCGAGGAGCAGGUUGUUGGAGGUCUUCGAGGUGGAGCGGCACCAGUUUGGCUGGGGAACCUGUGGCUGGCCGACAGACGGCGACCUGCAGUGGCGCUGGGUGGGCAGUGACGGGAAGAAACAUCCUCAGGUUGACGAGAAGCUCGGCAAAGAUAAAGUCACCAAGUGCAAGGAGCCACCGUGCCAGCUGGGAGGCCUCUACAAGGCAGUGGGGCCGUGGUCCAUCGAUGUGACAGAGCACACCGACGCUGAGGGUUGGGUCUACGGCAUGGCAUGGUCACAGCCGGAGUGGAACAAGAAGCCCCUCAUGAUGGACGUCCUCAGGCGGCGCCGCUGGACACGCCCGUACUCCUGAGCCCAGCGCAAGAGGCAGAUGCGCCGUCAUAACAAUUGGAGGUUAUCAGAAGAGUAGGUCGCCCCUUUUGCGACCUUUGGGGGCUUUGUUUCGCUUUGUUUCAUGUCGAC